ACAGUCUGAUGGAGCCAGUGGUGGGAGAGCUGCAGGGGCUCAACAUAGGCAGCUCAAGCUUGCUGGGCCUGCCAGAGCCUUGCCCCUGGGACAGCGACGAUGAACUCCUGGGAAUUGGGGGCAUCAAACCAAAAUCAUCACCUAUUCCAAGGCGCCGAAGCUCAUUGUCCUGCUCCGAUGAUGACUGCCAGCCUCCACCUUCCAGCUCCCGGAGAGUGUCUUUUGCGGAUGCUUUUGGCUUGAGUUUGGUCUUGGUAAAGCAGUUUGAUACCGGGUCUAUGUGUGAUCCCGCAGACCUGUUGGAGGUUGAGCUUAAGGAUACAAAGGAGUACUUUCUGAAACUUCUCUUUGCUCUUCCACCAACACUGGAUGAGCUACUCUUUAAGGUCCAAGAGCAGAAGGUGGAUCUAGAGGGUCUGGAGCUUCUCCCUGGAACAACCACACUGAAAGGGAUUGUUCGUGUUCUGAACAUGUGUUUUGAUAAGCUGGUCUACAUCCGCACUUCUUUGGACUUUUGGAGCAGCCAUUUUGACCUGCUGGCAGAAUAUGUGCCAGAGUCAAGCCAAGGGGAUACGGACUGCUUCUCUUUCAAGUUAACGCUGGUGCCACCUUUUGGAGAGCAAGGAGCCAGAGUGGACUUUUGCAUUCGAUAUGAAACACCUUUUGGAACUUUCUGGGCAAACAACAAUGGACAGAAUUAUGUUUUGUUUUGUCAUGAAAAGACAAAAGAAAAACAUGAAAAUGAGAAACUUAAACCAAAAAGCUGUCUGAAACCAGGCAGACAUUCCUCUAUAACCAGCACUACCUCAAAUGCCAAGGAAACUCCAGAAAUCAUUCUUAACCACGGAAUAGCUGCUGUUACUGAACUUGUGGGCAUCAAAGAAGAAAAAAUACAAGAGGAGCACAAACUGAAGGAGGAAAACAGCAGAAACUGCAGUAGGAGAAAAAGAAGAAAAGCAGCACGGAUGGCAAAACUACAGCAGUACUUUCAACAAAAAGAUGAAAAAGAUCUCCAACAGACUGAGAAAGACACUGACGAAGCGGAUGUCCCUGUUCCAGCAAGAGACGAGGCACUUUUAAACCUGUCAACACCACAAACCAACGUUGCUUCUUUGCUGGCUGAGUCAAGAAGAACUGAAGGACAGAAAUCCAGUGUAGAUUCCAUGGAUGUUGACAGAAACCAGGUUCCUGUUAGACAAAUCCAAACACAGGAAAAGGACAAAAUUCCAGCAAUCCAGCCUGAAGUAAUACAUCCUUCCAAAUCCCUGACUAGGCGACCCACCUUGGGCUCUGUAAACAGUCAUAAAUCUGUGGUAUACUCUCAGCUUUUGGAAGGCGGACAAGAUAAAGAAGCAGUUACCAACCAAAGUGUUUCACUUAAAUGCCAAAGUUCAGACAAAUCUACUGGUAAAAAUGUUGAAAAGGCAUGGGAAUGCUUUGAGAAAUGUCCGCUAGAACGGAUGGGGAGCAAUGCAGACACGAACAGCAGUGUAGGGAAAACAAAUCAUGUGUACAACACACUCUUAGAGAAUAACCAAGGACCUCAGUCGUUUGGCCAUCGCUAUACAUUUGGGACAAUAGUAGCUCCACUUUACCAUCAAGUUUUUGAAAGAAUGGAAAAUGACAGAAAAGGGGUUAAGAACAGUGCAUCCAAAGCUGACGAGUCAGCUGGGAAACCGAACAAUGGGAGUAUGAGAGUAGUCACGUACCCAAGUGUAGAGACAAGGUCAAAUCCAGAAAUAUCAGCAAAACAUGUGAACAAUGAUAAUUAUCAUGGGGCCUGCAAAGAAACAAUUCCAGUAUAUUUACAUAACACAAAGAGUGCUACUGGAAAUACUUUAUCUGGUCCAAAUGUGAAAACAAAACUUGUUGCAGAGAUUGCUUUUCAGGACACUGCUUUACCAGGCAUUACAGACAAUCUGUUGGAUGAUAGUAUUUCAGAUUCAAAACCAUCACAAGCAGUUACAGAGAAACAAGAAUCACCAAACAGCCUGCCCUCGGUUUCCUGGGAAGAAUCCACAACUGAUCAGACACAACAAACAUCAGAAAUGAGUUUUUUACAAAGUGAACAUUCAGACGAUACAGAAUACUCACCAGACAACAAGCUUACAAGAUAUUCACUAAACACCUUACAGCAAGAACUGAUGUGUACAGACAAUGCAAUUUUAUUCACACAGUCUGAAGUUGACUUAGCAGCUGCCAAGCCCUCACCAGCUAUAGUUCCUGAAAAUCCACAAUCCACAGACAGAUCAGUCACUCAGACAUCUUUUGAAACUCAAAUUUAUGAUGAUACGAUGCAGAACAAGGAAGCCCAAACAUCAGAGCAAACCUUGAAUACUCGCAUCAAGUGCCUAAAAGAAAUCGACACUCCCAUGCCUGACUUUAUUUCUGAUAUUUCAGCAAACGCCGCACCUAAAAUGAGCCAAAGUGAAGCUUCAUCACCUUCUCAGGAUCUAACACAAGCGACCAUCCAACCCCAAAUUCCAGCCACCGUUUUCUUUACUCAAAGCCCAGAGGCAGUUGAAGCUGCGGUUCCUGAACUCCAAACUACAGACGACACAAACGUGAUCCAGAAAACAACCAACAGGUGUCAAACUAGUGAUAGUUCAAAUCAUAUUGGCUCUGAAACAGAAUCAAAUCCAAGUUAUAGAUAUGAUGGUGUAGAUAGUUGGAAAAAAAUAGAAAAUGAUGCUGAAACUAUUCAGACAGAAACAGUCCAUGUGAUCCCAGAACAAGCAUCUGUAGAUAGGAUCUCAUCAAACCUUAUUGAUGUCACCCAAAUCAAUGAAAAUAAAGAACACAGAAGUUCGCCUUUGAAUUUUCCUGAUGAAGUUACUGAUUAUGAUGAACAUUUGGUUAGCGAUAUGGCAAUAUCUAGUGUUAGUAGCAAUCCUGACGAUCCUGAAGAUUCCUCAGAAGAAAAUGAAGAAGAAGAAGAACAACAACAAGAAGACGCUAAAGAAAAUGUUCAGCUGAAGAAUCCUGGUAAAUAUGAAGUACAAGAAUUAACAGAUAUGACAGAAAAUCAAUCAAAGGAAGUAAAGGAAAUAAGUGAAAUAGAAAAGCCAUUAGAAGAGGAAGAAGAACAACAACAAGACAAACAAGAAGAUCAUGUUGCAAAAGAAGAACCAGAAAGUUACAAAAAAGUAGAAUUAGAUAAUGAAGACAAAUUUAAAGACGACACAGAGGACUAUGAAGAAGAGGUAAAGAAGGAUGACAAGGAAAAGGAUGCAGAGCCAAGAAGAAAUGGAGUGGAAUUGGAGGAUAAGAAAGUGCUUGAAGCAGAAAUUAAGGAGCAGGAGAUGGUUAGUAGUGCAAUUUCUUUGGCUACGAUACAAAAUAUCCCGAAUAUAGACUCUUUUAUUCGAGAGGUUCAUCUACAUGUGGGACAGGAGCAGCAAAAAACAGGUUUGGAACAGACGUUUGAGGAACCAGUAAGUGAUCACUCCAUUGGUGAAGAAGAAGAAAAAGAGAUUAUCUGUGGAAUCGAUUCAUCACAGGAAGCUCUGACACUAGACGGAGAUCUAGGAUUCAGUGGCCAAGUUGAAGAGGUAGAAAACAAUUCAGAAUGUACUGACCGAGAGAAAGAUGUGUUCUGCCAAACAGACAAAGAGCAUGCGGUAGAAGAUGCCAUUGGUGAAGUUGAUGCAGUGCUGGAGAAGCAGGAGCAGGACUGUUUAAAUGAAAAGAGCGAGAAUAUGGAUGACAGAGCCUCCACAGACUCUCUAACAGAUGAUGAAAUGGAGCUGUGUCUCCUCAGACUGAAGAACACCCAACAGUCAGGACUUAAAGAUGGCAUAUCUAUUGGAAAGAGGCUCUCCAUAAGCAGAACAUGCAUAAUACCAUCACCCAUGCCUUCGAUUUCAGAAUAUAUCGAUGAGGACCAGCCAAAUGCUUUGCUGGAUGAUCUCUCAAACGAGGAUAUGAGAGAACUAGAGAGAGCCACUCGACCUCUAUUGGACAAAGAGGAGGAAGUCAUUGAGCCGAAUUUGUUAUGGUGGAGAGAGUUCUCCUCUGAUAAUAUGCCAAAAAUAAUUGUGUACACCCUUUUGUUUGUUGUUCUUUUAAUAACCAUAUAUAUUUGUGACUUCAUUGCAUGUUUUGGGCUCUACCUGCUCGCUCUGUAUUGGCUCUACUUUCAAGUCCAGGGAGAACCUUUAAAAGGCACUUGACCCAACAAGACAAAAAAGACUAUUACUGGUUUGCAAAUGAUAUUUUUUCUAUUGCGGGCCAUUCACUGUGUUUCAGCUCUAUUGUUUGACUCAAAUGUCUCUUUGAGGAAUUAAACAUGAGGAAUUAAAACAUAUGUGUAUGCAGCUUGGUUGCUAAUUGGGAAGGACAUUUUUAAUAGUGUUACUUAGAGCAGAUGUUUUCAACCUUUUUUGGAGCUAAGGCACAGCAAAGGUCAAACCAGAAUGUCACACCAACUUCAAGUUGUUUAUCAACUAUGACUCAAAAUGUAAAAGUAGGCAACUGUGAUUAUGCGACAUAUCCUAGCAACCCUGUUGAUUGCAUCACAUGGAUCUAGGAGAAGGGCGGCACAGUGGUGUAGUGGUUAGCGCUGUCGCCUCACAGCAAGAAGGUCCGGGUUCAAGCCCCGUGGCCGGCGAGGGCCUUUCUGUGCGGAGUUUACAUGUUCUCCCCGUGUCCGCCCGGGUUUCCUCCGGGUGCUCCGGUUUCCCCCACAGUCCAAAGACAUGCAGGUUAGGUUAACUGGUGACUCUAAAUUGAGCGUAGGUGUGAAUGUGAGUGUGAAUGUUUGUCUGUGUCUAUGUGUCAGCCCUGUGAUGACCUGGCGACUUGUCCAGGGUGUACCCCGCCUUUCGCCCGUAGUCAGCUGGGAUAGGCUCCAGCUUGCCUGCGACCCUGUAGAACAGGAUAAAGCGGCUAGAGAUAAUGAGAUGAGAUGAGAUCUAGGAGAAGCCGUUUUAUUUAGCAGACGCUCUUACUCAGAGCGACGUAGAAGAAGUUCAACAAUUUUUACCUAAUCUGCAUGUCUUUGAAGUGGGAGGAAACCCACACAGACAUGGGGAGAACAUUCAAACUCUACACAGAA
Messenger RNA from Neoarius graeffei (lesser salmon catfish), 5056 nucleotides. It is a transcript of the gene ppp1r3ab, whose product is annotated as protein phosphatase 1, regulatory subunit 3Ab. The transcript is spliced from 4 exons. The record is from RefSeq and is a predicted model, not a curated record. Gene Ontology annotation, molecular function: glycogen binding; protein phosphatase 1 binding. Bases 9 to 4172 code for a protein of 1387 amino acids. Gene Ontology annotation, cellular component: protein phosphatase type 1 complex. Gene Ontology annotation, biological process: regulation of glycogen biosynthetic process. NCBI's taxonomy places the organism in Eukaryota, Metazoa, Chordata, Actinopteri, Siluriformes, Ariidae.